CUGUUUUGAAUUGAAUUUGGAAAGCUGACAGGCCGGAAUUUUCACUCUCGGACACAGCAGCUCGACUCUCUCCUGGACUCUGUACUUUCUUAGACACAAUUUGAAGUUGAUUUAAAGUUAGAUUGUUUAAGAUCAGCCGCUAUGAGUAAAGUUUCAAAGCUGUUUAAAGGGACGUCCGGUUCCUCCAGCUCUAAAUCCAGCUCCAGCUCCUCCAGCUCCAAAUCCAGCUCCAGCUCCGGGUCUAAAUCUAAGCCCCGGUCCCGGGGUGGAGCGGCUCCGUCCCCGCAGGAGGCCAUCAACAGGCUGCGGGAGACCGAGGCCAUGCUCACCAAGAAACAGGAGUACCUAGAGAAAAAAAUAGAGCAGGAGAUUAUCAUCGCUAAGAAGAACGGCACCAAAAACAAAAGAGCUGCACUUCAAGCUCUCAAGAGGAAGAAGCGAUUUGAGCAGCAGCUGACUCAGAUUGACGGGACUUUGUCCACCAUCGAGUUCCAGAGGGAGGCGCUAGAGAAUGCCAACACAAACACAGAGGUCCUGAAGAACAUGAGCUAUGCAGCCAAAGCUAUCAAAGGGGUCCAUCAGAACAUAGAUCUGGAUAAUAUUGACUCUCUCAUGGCGGAUAUAACAGAGCAGCAGGAAAUAGCCCGGGAGAUCUCUGAUGCUAUCUCACAACCUUUUGGUAGUGAAUUUGAUGAGGAUGAGUUAUUGGCAGAGCUGGCAGAGUUAGAGCAGGAAGAGCUGGAGGAAAGUAUGAAGAACAUGGGCAAACUGCCCAGUGUACCAAGUUCCAAACUGCCCAGUGUACCAAGUACCAGACUGCCUAGCACAAGACCCAGCCAGCGGACAACAUCCAGGAAGAGAGUGGAGGAUGAGGAUGACAUGAAGACACUAGCAGCCUGGGCUUCCUAAUCAUUGGGAACCAUAUAAGUGCUCCAUUACUGCCACCUUUCAGUGCUGAGAAUGUCUAGCAAGUCUUAAUGUCAUAAUUGUCUCUAUUUUCUAUUGUCACUGUGUUUUAGGUGUAAAAGGCUGUCAUAUGUUAAAUGAAGGAAUUUAAAGAUCGGCUUGUACAUAGCAACAUGAAGGAUGAUAAUAUUGUAAUGAGUAAUAUAUGUAAAUAUUAAGAGACACUGGAAUCUGUGUAAAAAAUAAAAUUAUUUUAAGUCAUGUUUAAAUAGAUUGUUUUUAUGUUGAGAAAUAUUAACUGGGAGAAAAUAGAAAUAAAAUGAUAUAAAGUU
Messenger RNA from Astyanax mexicanus (Mexican tetra), 1238 nucleotides. It is a transcript of the gene chmp4c, whose product is annotated as charged multivesicular body protein 4C. The coding region runs from base 142 to 909 and encodes 255 amino acids. The transcript is spliced from 5 exons. Lineage: Eukaryota; Metazoa; Chordata; Actinopteri; Characiformes; Acestrorhamphidae. Gene Ontology annotation, cellular component: cytoplasmic side of plasma membrane; ESCRT III complex; multivesicular body. Gene Ontology annotation, biological process: late endosome to vacuole transport via multivesicular body sorting pathway; vesicle budding from membrane. The record is from RefSeq and is a predicted model, not a curated record.